This is a messenger RNA of Fopius arisanus, 1317 nucleotides long. It is a transcript of the gene RhoL, whose product is annotated as Rho-like. The record is from RefSeq and is a predicted model, not a curated record. Gene Ontology annotation, molecular function: GTP binding; GTPase activity. Gene Ontology annotation, biological process: small GTPase-mediated signal transduction. Bases 318 to 908 code for a protein of 196 amino acids. NCBI's taxonomy places the organism in Eukaryota, Metazoa, Arthropoda, Insecta, Hymenoptera, Braconidae. The transcript has 6 exons.
AUGAGUGUUCACUGUUCAGUCUUCGUGCGUACUCCGCACCGUCCACACUGUUCACUCAAUUCCACGUUUUAUUUCUAACUUUGCUGUGUUGACUUUUUUCACUCGUUCCAUCCACACCAAUUUCCUGCAAAUACGUGGAUUUUUGGUGACUUCAUUUUGGUGAUGACACCAUGAAGAAGAGGCUUACUCAAUGUUUAGUUCUGAUGCAAUGACGUCAAAAAAACGGCAAGCACACAUCAGGGAAAAAUAAAGGAGAAGCGGAAGAUUCAAAAGAGACUUGAAAUUUAAUCACAUUUUAUUGCGCCAAGGUUGCAUGGAUGUGCAUCGAAAGUGGUAGCAAAAAAGACACGAGGAUGGCAUCUCGCUUAAGACCAAUAAAAAUUACAGCAGUGGGUGAUGGUAUGGUAGGUAAAACCUGCCUCCUCAUCACAUACGUUGACAAAAAAUUUCCCACGGAGUACGUACCCACUGUGUUCGACAAUUACUCAGAUAAUAUUACUAUGGAUGGGCAGGAGUUCAAUAUGAUACUCUGGGACACAGCAGGACAGGAAGAUUACGAGAGACUUAGGCCACUUUCAUAUCCAAAUACGGAUUGUUUCCUCUUGUGCUUUUCAAUCAGUGCAAGAAGUUCAUUUGAAAAUAUUUUUAGUAAAUGGUAUCCAGAAAUUAAAUUUCACUGCCCUAAUGUUCCAAUUGUUCUCGUGGGGACAAAAGGUGAUUUGAGAAAUCAAGCAACAACUGAAAUAAUUACACCGAAGGAAUGUAAAAAGAUGAAAGAACGAAUUCGAGCAGCCAGAUACGUCGAAUGUUCGGCAAUGAAUCAAGAGAACCUCCAAAUGGUAUUUAUCGAAGCAAUCAGAGCAGUUUUAAAAAAACCACCGGGAAAAAAAUUAUGCUGCAUACUGUGAAUCAAAAUGUUUCUAUGUUUGGAUAUUGAGAUUAAUUAAUUUAAAUUUUAAAUCGUAUUACCCCUUAUUUCUGGAGAAUAAUUCCUAUGAAUUUCAUAGGAAUUGAAUGAUUAUUGUAUGAAUUUCUCUCAAGUUUGAUGAAAGAAAGCCACGACCAAAGACUUGUUCAAGUACAGUUUGAUGUGCCUUCACUGUACAGAAUAAAUUUCUUCUACUGUAAAUACUUUUUAAAAUUCUCGGGGAAAUAUCCCUUGAAUUUUCACCUUAUAGAAUUAUCAAUUAAAGACUGUUUGUUCCUAAAAAUUCGAAAUUACUCCCAUUAUUCAACACACUAAUGUUUUUACGCUUGACCAAGAAUGCUCCGUUUAUAUUUAAUGAAGAAAGUAAACAAGUAUUGUAGAUGAAACUA